CUCGAGGCGUGGGUAGCGCCCUGCACUCCAGUCUGCUGACACACCGGGAGGACAGGCAGCGCUACACCUCCGUGCCACAGGACUAUAUGUGGAUACACAGGCUGAUCAGCAGAGAUCUAUGGGGAUAGUUUAAUGGGAACUGCAGCCUACGACCUCUUACAUGAAAACAGAUAAGCCUUGAAGGACCUUGGAGAGCCAGAGAACAAGUCCUGGCCUUCGCCCUACUGCGCGACUGGCGAAUGAACUUUGUUCAUGCGUCUCCCUGCGUGCCACUCCCACAACACUAUGAACUGUGAGCAGGAAUUUGGAGAAGGGGGCUUGGGAGUGACCCUCACCCUGCGACUGCUCAUGCACGGAAAGGAAGUUGGCAGCAUCAUAGGAAAGAAAGGAGAGACUGUGAAACGAAUACGAGAAGAGAGCAGCGCACGUGUUAACAUCUCAGAGGGCUCCUGUCCAGAGCGGAUCAUCACUAUCACCGGCUCCACGGACAGUGUGUUCAGAGCCUUCACCAUGAUCACGUACAAACUAGAGGAGGACCUGAUUGCACUGGUGGCCAAUGGCACCAUCAGCUCCAAGCCCCCAGUCACUCUACGCCUGGUCAUCCCUGCUAGCCAGUGCGGCUCACUUAUUGGGAAAGGCGGUGCAAAGAUAAAGGAAAUAAGAGAGAGCACUGGAGCUCAGAUACAGGUGGCAGGAGAUUUGUUGCCCAAUUCUACGGAGCGAGGGGUGACGAUAUCUGGGACUCAGGACUCUGUAAUCCAAUGUGUCAAGCUCAUCUGCACAGUAAUCCUGGAGUCUCCACCAAAAGGUGCCACCAUCCCCUACCGGCCGAGCCCUUCACCAGCUGCUCUCCUCAUCGCAGGGAACCAGGUUUAUGAGGCACCAGAAUUUGCACCCCACCCUCUGUACUCAGUCAUCCAGGGUGGCCUGGACCUCCAGCAGGCCUACACUUUGCAAAACCAAUAUGGCAUUCCACACUCAGAGCUGGCCAAGCUACACCAGCUGUCGGUGCAGCAAGGCCUCAGUCCCAUGGCCCAGCCUGCCUCCACCAUCAUGCCUGGGAUGGACUCGAAUUCCCAGACAUCUCAGGAGCUGCUAAUUCCCAAUGAUCUGAUUGGCUCAAUCAUCGGCCGCCAGGGUACUAAAAUCAACGAGAUCCGGCAGGUGUCGGGAGCUCAGAUAAAGAUCGGAAGCCAGCUGGAUGGGACAAGUGACCGCCAUGUCACCAUCACAGGAACCCCAGUCAGCAUCAACCUGGCCCAGUACCUCAUUACCUCCUGUUUAGAGACAGCCAAAUCCACAGCAGCCACCAUGGCAUCUCCAGUUGACCUCAACAUGGCCUUCACCCAGCCAGCCUCCCCCGCCGCCUCCCCUGCACCCGCCCUGACGGCCGUGAGCACACUGACCCCGGCUCAUAUGCUGGGCACCCCGUACGGUGCCCUGCCUCUCUCCGGGCUCCUGGGGGUGAAGUCUGUCCCCUUUCUGACUCUGUCCAGUCCCGCCCCCACCGUGGCUGUCACCGCAGCGCCCACCCACUCCACUCUGGCUGCCUACACUACCAAAAUAUCCUCAGCCAAUUGCAUCAAAAAGCCAGAGAGACAGAAGUUUUCCCCCUACUGAUGACGCCUCCGUGUGUAAAGCCAGAUAAAAGACAACAGCAGUGUUCUUUAAAAGAAAAGAAAAAAAAAAUUCCUGAUGUAGCCAUAUUCGCCAGAAGAGAUGCUUCUGACUUUUAUUCUACAAUGCAACAACGGAGACCAAUGGAUUACGCCAUUUAAAGUUAUUUACACUUAUUGAUAAUUUGUCAGUUUCCCAUUAAAAGAUGGACUGCUUUCAUCAUCACUAUUAUUGAUCAUUAAAAAAAAAAGGGCUGGAACCUCACCUGAGAAACACAUGUUUAACAGCUUUUACAUGUGUACCUCAAGUUAGAAAACAGCUAAGUAUUUAUCCUUCAAUAAAUUUGUAAAUUGUACUCAGAUGAUAAAUGCUCUACUGUAUGAUGCUUUUAUACAACGUCUGUUUGCCUCUUGAAGUUUUUAAGAAAAUUUGUAAAUGUCUGGAGGGGUGUGUUUUGUUUUGUUCUUGUUUUUUUUUUAUUUAAUAAUCUGUGCUAUGGUACUGUACUUUACUUUAGUGUAAUGUCUGUUUUGUUGGAUUUUGUUUGUUGAAUGUGCAGCUUGGUUAAUCUCUAUUUAUUAGUAUUGUUUCAUUUAUUAAAUGUCUUUGUUUCCUGAUGUGGCAGACGUUUCUGUG
This is a messenger RNA of Cololabis saira (Pacific saury), 2253 nucleotides long. Its product is annotated as poly(rC)-binding protein 4-like. Lineage: Eukaryota; Metazoa; Chordata; Actinopteri; Beloniformes; Belonidae. Gene Ontology annotation, molecular function: mRNA binding. The coding region runs from base 253 to 1620 and encodes 455 amino acids. Gene Ontology annotation, cellular component: nucleus; cytoplasm. Gene Ontology annotation, biological process: negative regulation of mRNA splicing, via spliceosome. The transcript is spliced from 15 exons. The record is from RefSeq and is a predicted model, not a curated record.